AUGAAUCGAAAUACUUUCGACAUCCAGCCCAUCGGCCGCUUCUAUGGGUCCAGUGCGGCCAUUCGACGGCCGAAGGAAAUUGCUUGCUUCUCCUACGAUGACCAACAUAGCUAUCAUCUUGGGGAUUCGUCCCUGCGGUACUACUACCCCCCGCAACUGCCAGCGGAUCUAAACCGCGGCUUUGAAACUUUCCAGAAGCUAGAUGAUGCAGCCGAUGAGCACCUUGAUGCACUUCUAGACACUGUUAGCGCCCUGGAAAGAGAGACUGGAAAGAAAUGCGAAGCCGACAUCAUCACCUGGCGGGGAAUGAUGACCAAGAUUCUCACUGCGCCAUUUGACAAUAUGAAUGGAUUCGAGAUGAAUGCAACGUGUUUUCAGGGGACUAUGUGCAAGCAAAUCCAACGAAGACAAAGAAUGCCGCCAGGGAUGGCCUCCCAAGACCUAAUGGCGUACUGGGGCUAUAAAUUUGAGACUAUAUCUGUUCUCGAUAAGACCUGGGACGCGGCAACCAGAGAGGAAAUUGAAGGCCGCGAAGACCUUGUUGUGAAUAACAAUGCGCAGUAUUGCUCAAUUGCGCGUACCGGAAUCGGGCGUGCGAAACUCGUCCUCGGCGGCGAAGUCGAUGCCAUCUGGGACAGUAAGCCAGAACGCAAGGAAGAGCCUAUCAACUGGGUAGAACUCAAGACAUCUGCCGAGAUCAGAAAUGACAGAGACAUGGUCAAAUUCGAACGGAAACUGCUGAAAUUCUGGGCACAAUCUUUUCUCCUCGGCGUGCCCAAGAUCAUCGUUGGGUUCCGUGAUCAAGAUGGAAUCGUGCGUCGCUUGGACGAUCUCGAGACAGCUAGCAUUCCGAGCAAAGUGAAAAAGUCAGGCCGUGGGACCUGGGACGGCAACAUCUGUAUCAACUUCGCGGCUUCGUUUCUGGAAUGGCUCAAAUCCACCAUCCAGGAAGGAGGAACAUGGAGGCUCCGAAAGCAGGAGAAAUCUUCUGUCAUUGAGGUCUUCCAAGUUGAAGAGAGUGGUUCCGGCGACAUCCUUUCACAGGACUUUCUGUCUUGGAGGUCAACAACAUGA
Molecule: messenger RNA, 1074 nt
Organism: Aspergillus versicolor CBS 583.65
Lineage: Eukaryota; Fungi; Ascomycota; Eurotiomycetes; Eurotiales; Aspergillaceae
Product: DXO/RAI1 family decapping nuclease
Exons: 9
Coding region: 1-1074 (357 amino acids)
Biological process (GO): NAD-cap decapping; nuclear-transcribed mRNA catabolic process
Cellular component (GO): nucleus; cytosol
Molecular function (GO): mRNA 5'-diphosphatase activity
Source: RefSeq, a predicted model, not a curated record